Molecule: messenger RNA, 2005 nt
Organism: Vombatus ursinus (common wombat)
Lineage: Eukaryota; Metazoa; Chordata; Mammalia; Diprotodontia; Vombatidae
Gene: FCRL4
Product: Fc receptor like 4
Exons: 12
Coding region: 94-1647 (517 amino acids)
Biological process (GO): cell surface receptor signaling pathway
Molecular function (GO): transmembrane signaling receptor activity
Source: RefSeq, a predicted model, not a curated record
UUUAUCUGGGGAUGCAGGUCCCCUCACUCGCUUUCUGGUGCUGGUGUGGACAGCCCCUACUUUGAAUUUGUCUGAUCUCUUCUCUUAUCCCCCAUGGAUCUGCUCUUCAUGCUGGCCCUUGCUUUGGUCAGUGGACAAUCUGCUUUUUUGCCAAAACCAGUAAUUUAUAUCAAUCCUCCAUGGACCACUUUCUUCAAAGGGGAAAGAGUGCUUCUGACAUGCAACGGAUUACAGUUCUAUGCACUAGGGAAAACAAAAUGGUACCAUAAGGGGAUAAUGCUCCAAGAAACCCCUGGAAACAACAUAAUAGUUAAUAAUCCUGGGCCAUAUAAAUGCAAGACCAACAAUUCACCCCUUAGUGACUCUGUAAACUUAAUCUUUAUUAGAGUUUCUUUGAUCCUGAGGAUUCCCUACCUUGCUUUUGAAGGAGAUAGUCUGAUUCUUCAGUGCCAGGAAAAAAAUAACGUAACUUUGACCCGUGUGACAUACUACAAGAAUAGAAAACCUUUCUCUGCUUUUAACCAAAACUCAGAUGUCUUUAUCCCACAAGCAAGUUUAAGUAACAGCGGUCUAUAUUACUGUACUGCAUUCAAACAUAUGUCAUGGAAGAUUAUAUCAAGUUCAGUGAAUCUGCACAUCCGUGAGUUGUUUUCACGUCCAGUGCUGAAAACAACAGACUCCCAGCCCAUAGAGGGGAGUCUGGUGACUCUAAGGUGUGAGAUAUGGAUCCCUCCAGAGAAGUCAAGCAUCCAACUUCUCUUCUCCUUCUUCAGAGAUCCCGGGGUCAUUCUACUGGGCCAAGCCAGAGCUCAAGAGCUCCAAAUCUCAAAAUUCUGGAGGGAAGACUCAGGACUUUACUGGUGUGAGGUAGAAACUGUGUCUCCUCGGGUCUGCAAACAGAGUCAACCAAUAACGAUGAGUGUGAGGAGAAUCCCCAUCUCUGGAGUCCAUAUGGAGGUGCAACCUCAUGGAGGGCAUGUGAUGGAAGGGCAGAAGCUGGUUCUUCUUUGCUCAGUAGUUGAAGGCUCAGGGGCCAUCACAUUCUCCUGGUACAGAGAGGGCACAGAAGCCAUUCUGGGGAAGAAGACCUUGCGCUCAUUGGUAGCAGAGUUUGUAUUUUCUGCUGUGAGGAAGAGUGAUGCUGGGAAAUACUACUGCACAGCUGACCACAACAGUAGCCUUAUUCCCAGCCAUUCUGUGAGCAUCACUGUGAGAAGGAAUGGAAGGGGCCCACUUGUGGCAGGAAUCACCACGGCCCUGAUCAGUGCUCUUGGGCUUACUACUGUUGCUCUUCUGGUUUACUGCAAGCACCAAAGGAAAUCAGGGGAAAAUUCUUCCACAGACUUGGCCAGCAGCCCUCCCAUCCAAAUGUCCCAAGAAACCAUGGAAUCAAAUGCACCCACUCGGUUGGAGCUGCAAGAAAUACAUAGUGAUGAGACUCCUGUUAUUGGAGAUGUGGUCUAUUCAGAGGUCUGGAGUACACAGCAGGGAAAAGAAGGUGCAGCAGAUGCCUCAGGGAAGCCUCCAGAUGACAAGGACAACUCAGUGAUCUACUCUGUAGUGAAGAAUGAAGAAGCUCAAGGAGACUCAACUGGAAAUUCCCAGACUGUGAAUGAGAGCAAUAGAGCUACUCCCACUGGCUUUUAAAAUGUCCUGCUCUCAUCACCAAUCCAUGAGCCGUGGGUUCACACUUGGCACAUUCUUUAAAGAUCUUCAAGGUCUGUUACUUCACCUGUCCUUUCAAGAUUCCUCUUUCAUCUAUUCCAUGGAGAAGCUGGCACAGUCAUGAGAAAAUGUAGGCAGGAGGUCCAGGACUCCAGAGAGAACCCAUGACUUUUCAUUUCAUGCUUUUCUGACCUGUGUCUGCUCUGUUGUGUUCCUGAAGGGCUGAAGACAUUGAAGCAGAGGUGCCUCAUUGGGGAAACUGAUAUAAAGGCACACCCAUAUAUAUACACAUAUGCACACAUAUAUUUAUAUAUGUGUAUAUGUAUACACUGGAGAGGGA